This is a messenger RNA of Acanthosepion pharaonis, 1005 nucleotides long. NCBI's taxonomy places the organism in Eukaryota, Metazoa, Mollusca, Cephalopoda, Sepiida, Sepiidae. The record is from the annotation of a GenBank genome assembly.
AUGUUCUUUUACAAUCUAUCUAUUUAUCUAACUUUUUUCUGUUUCUAUCUAUCUAUCUAUCUAUCUAUCUAUCUAUCUAUCUAUCUAUCUAUGUUCUUUUACAAUCUAUUUAUCUUUCUUUGGUUGUUUGUUUCUCUCUCUCUCUCUCUCUCUCUCUCUCUCUCUCUCUCUCUCUCUCUCUCUAUCUAUGUUCUUUUUACAAUCUAUCUAUCUAUUUAUGUAUCUUUCUUUCUGUUUGUAUCUAUCUGUUUUGUUCGGUUUCAAUCUAUUUAUCUAUCUAUGUUCUCUUUCAAUCAAUCUAUCUUUGUUCUCUUUCAAUCUAUCUAUCUAUCUAUCUAUCUAUCUAUCUAUCUAUAUAUCUUUGUUCUCUUUCAAUCAAUCUGUCUUUGUUCUCUUUCAAUCUAUCUAUCUAUCUAUCUAUCUAUCUAUCUAUCUAUCUAUCUAUCUAUCUAUCUAUCUUCGCUUUCAAUCAAUCUAUCUAUGUUCUCUUUCAAUCUAUCAUUGUUCUCUUUCAAUCAGUCUGUCUUUCUUCACUUUCAGUCUAUCUAUCUAUCUAUCUAUCUAUCUAUCUAUCUAUCUAUGUUCUCUUUCAAUCUAUCUAUCUAUAUUUGUUCUCUUUCACUCUAUCUAUCUAUCUAUCUAUCUAUCUAUCUAUCUAUCUAUCUAUCUAUCUAUCUAUCUAUCUAUCUACUCUUUCAAUCUAUCUAUCUAUGUUCUCUUUCAAUCAAUCAAUCUAUCUAUCUAUCUAUCUAUCUAUCUAUCUAUCUAUCUAUCUAUCUAUGUUCUCUUUCUAUCUAUCUAUCUAUCUAUCUAUCUAUCUUUGUUCGCUUUCAAUCAGUCAAUCUAUCUAUCUAUCUAUGUUCUCUUUCAAUCUAUCUAUCUAUCUUUGUUCUCUUUCAAUCAAUCAAUCAAUCAAUCUAUCUAUCUAUCUAUCUAUCUAUCUAUCUAUCUAUCUAUCUGCAUGCAUACAUGCUGUAUGUAUGUGAGUAUGUAGCCUUUGUUUAA